This is a messenger RNA of Mizuhopecten yessoensis (Yesso scallop), 2776 nucleotides long. Its product is annotated as E3 ubiquitin-protein ligase Midline-1-like. The record is from RefSeq and is a predicted model, not a curated record. The coding region runs from base 149 to 2245 and encodes 698 amino acids. Gene Ontology annotation, biological process: positive regulation of DNA-templated transcription. Gene Ontology annotation, cellular component: chromatin; nucleoplasm. Lineage: Eukaryota; Metazoa; Mollusca; Bivalvia; Pectinida; Pectinidae. The transcript has 8 exons. Gene Ontology annotation, molecular function: ubiquitin-protein transferase activity.
UGGUAUCUGACGACGGUUCCUGUGUUGGUCGUAAAAGAAACUCGUCCAGUUUUUCCGACUGGAAACCUUGUACGGAUUUUUGUCAACAGCAUUAAGCGGUCUGUUUUCAUUGUAUUUAUAGAACCGAUCCUUUAUAGGACCCGAUAGGAUGGAUGAGUCGUUACUGAGUUGUCCGAUUUGCCUGGACAUUUUCCGGGACCCCGUCAACUUGCCGUGUGCCCACACGUACUGCCGCCCCUGUCUAAACGACCUCGCCAGCAGAAAAUGUCCCGACCCUCAAAGGUCCCCGUGGCAAAGUAACCUCACAGACCAGGAACGCUACCAGCAACAGAAGCGACGCGUAUUGGAGUGUCCCGAAUGUAGACAGGUUGGGGUCUUGGACGAGAAGGGCGUUGCAGGCUUACCGAAGAACUAUCUGAUUGCUACUAUCGUACAGAAGUUUGCGCCUGACCAGAAGUAUCCGGAACCGUUGGUGCCGUGUGACGCCUGUGAGUCGGUCCCGCCAAGGAACGCCGUCAGAUCGUGCACACAAUGUCAGACAUCAUAUUGCAAGUUUUGUUGCGAAGAACUUCAUCCCAGGCGAGGGGCGUUAGCAAAGCACGAGCUGUUCGACCCUAGGGAGAGGGACAUAGAUGAGCAUUUAUUCCCUACCAAAGUAUUAAAUGACCUAUUCUGUGAAAAGUGUCAGGUCGUUCUCCGAAGGGAGGCUGAGUUAGCUGUGGCCAGUCACAAGGGCAUGGGUCACACCCUGGUCGGCAUUAGACAAGCUGUUUCACAGCAGAUGACGAGUUUAAAAGCCAGUAUCUUGGAUAUGGAGGUGGUGAAACGGGAGUUGGCGAAGCAGGUCGGUGAUAAAGAGAGCGAGUUUCAAAUCACCAAGGAGGCUGAAGUCAGCAAGCUGCGGGAAAUAAACCGGGAAAUAGAGAGAAUCGGCAAAGUUAUACAAGACAGACAGACCAAACUUCGGGCGGAGACCAAGCUAGGUUUUACCGGAUACUUCAUAAAAACAGAGACAGAGCUGGAUAGAGCUAGACAGAAACUCGUACAGGCAACAGGGCUGAUAGGGGAGGGCCAGGCCCUGCUGGAGGUCAAUGGUCAUGGGACUCAGUCCGAACUUGUUACGAACAUGAUUGCACUGCAAAGAAGGAUGGAACAGACAAAAGAUAAGCUGGAAUUUACAUUCUCAGAAGACCAGAAAGUCAGCCAACUUCCGGCCACAGCGGACGCCGCCAUCCGCCGAAUCCAAAAUGCUCUGACAGAUACAACAGCGGGACAGAUAGAUGGUAUAAUUCGAGAUAGUAUGGGCGGAGGGGAUAUGUUGGAGGAGAAAGUACAGAUUCCGGUAGUGGGUCGGAGAUGGGGUGAGAACGGGGCCAGUGUCGUCCUGGAAUGGUCACACGGCGACGGCCGAGUGUUCGACAUCCAGCUUCAGUGUGACGUAGGCACGGAGCGAAGCACACGCGAAAUCUACGGUGUGUGCGACACGGGUGUGGUGGUGACUCGUCUGUGGCAUGAUACCACGUACCGCGUGUCCGUCUGGGUGCAAGGCAGGCCCGGGACAAAGGGCUUCGUCGACGUGACCACUCUCCCCGCCAUCACAAGUGACGUCGUAUUUGAUGCGAAGAAAGCCUCAAAAGAAAUUGUGGUAGACAGCGACGGAAUGCGGUUGCUUGGGAAGGGAGCCGGAAAUGACGUCAAGUUCCAGGAAUUAAACUGUCCGACUAUCGCCGGGACGUUCGGACUCCGCGAGCUGACGGGGGCAUACAACUACUGGGAACUGAAGGUCAAGUAUCGGAUGGGCCAUCUCUUAAAAACUGCCCAUGAAUGGGCUUUCGAUCUUGGUAUUUGUUGUGCACACAAAGUUGGCUAUGGUGAUGGCACCGGGCGCACGUACACCACACACACGUCAUACACGUGUAGAGCGGUAAAAUACGGCAAGAAGUUUGUGAGGUUAGAAUUCGGGGUUAACGGCAGGAUGAACCUAAUGCCAGCAAAGGACUUGGAAUGGUCUAAUGAUGACUUCUAUUUACAUUUCGGGUUUUUCCUGAAUCUGAAAACAAGGACAUUUUCAGUGUUGGACAGCGCAAACAACUGCAUUCUAUACACAUUCAAUGACAUCAAAGUCGCAAAAUCCUGCCUCCCCAUGUUUUCGGUGUCCAAAAAGAAGAAUACCAUACAGGAAAUGUCACUGGGAGUCAGGUCGCAGACGACUGUCCCUCAUGUGAUCUACGAAAAGUUGGUGUAAGGUCCGGGAUCCUAGUCCGCAUUGAAACACACGACGACUUGAAACAACACCGCUAUAUAAUUUUAGUUACCUUAUGGAUAGAAAGAGUCAUGCAUAUUAUAAGUACUUUUGUCGUACCAGAGAUAAUGUCAAAAUAAUGGUGAAUUGAGAUAGAGACUUGAAUAGAACUGAUCACACGUCUUAAGAAUUUGAAAGUAUUUUUAUUUUCUAAAAUACCGUUUUUUAUGAAGUUGUAGGCUUGGUUGGUUUCUGACUGGGACCUUGGUGUUGGUGUAUCAGGUUUUACUGAAAAGUAGUAGAAACCCUGUCAACAUCAGCCUGAUAAUCUCCUGGCUCCUGUGGUAAUGUACGGAACGUCCCUGUCAGCGAAUGGUGUGCCGAUAUAUAUCACAGCCGUGGUUUUAACAGCCGAUCAUCUCUGACUGUGACGGUUCCGCACAUCGCUACAUGAGCUGUGUGAUUAUGUUCCCCGUACCUCAAAAACGAAUGUGAAACGAAGCCGCCUACUGAUAAUUAAACUUUUCUAUUUAA